Prorocentrum cordatum is the source of this 303-nucleotide messenger RNA. Lineage: Eukaryota; Dinophyceae; Prorocentrales; Prorocentraceae. The record is from the annotation of a GenBank genome assembly.
AUGGGGGAGACCUCGGAGCGCCCCCACCUCGGAGCCGCCGGCCUGUCCUUCCAGGGGGCGCUCGGCCUCCAGGAGAUCGCGCACUGCGGUUGUCCACCGGGCAGGUGCGGUGCCCGUCCACCGGGCACGUGCUGUGCCCGUCCACAGCGGCUGGCGCGGCGAGCGGCUCCACUUCAAAUGUGCCCGCCCUCUGCUUCCGCAAGCACCGGCGUGUGGACCUCCGACCAGGCCAUCGAGACACAGAGUCAAUCAAGAAGACCGGUGGCUGCUGCAAGCGGCGUGGGCGACAUCGCGCACAGCUAA